AUGAACCUCUUCGAAGCCGCGCCCGCAUUCAGUGAAAUAGGUGCCGGUAUCGGAUGCGGACCCAAUGCAAUCAGCGUCCUCAAGAAGCUCGGCAUCCUCGAGCAUCUCAUGAAGCUGAUAGACCCCUCCGAGCUCAGGGAUCGCGGCUUCAGGUUCUACGAUGGGUUCUCUGAGUCGGUCGAACCCAUCCUCGCCUAUCCGACUGUGCCCGAAGAGAAAGACCAAGGACUUGCCCUCCACAGCCGUCUUCCUCGACGCAUCAUCGGCGCGCUCGACGCCAGCAGCGCGCACUUCAACAAGCGCGCCACCGCGGUCACGGAGUCGCCCACGAACCCGAAGCGGCUCGUGAUCCACUUCCAGGACGGGACGACGCACGAGGCCGACGUCGUGCUGGGCGCGGACGGGAUCAAGAGCACGGUGCGGCCGUACGUGCUCGGGCACAAGGACGACCGGGUCAAGUUCGCGAACACGAAGCUCAAGGCGGCGGGCUUCAAGUACGACAUCUCGGAGUACCCCGCGUCCGUGUCCGGGAACAGCAAGCACUUCAUCCUCUUUGCGAUCAAGAACGCUUCCAUCAUCAACGUCGUCGCAUUCGACGCUCGCUACGACAUCGAGAUCGGCGACCAGAGCCUUCCCGAAGGCGCGCCCUGGGUCGAGAGCGUGACCAAGAACGAGAUGAAGGCAGCCUACAAGGGCAUGAACUCGAGCAUCAUGGCCCUCCUCGAGUGCAUGCCCGAAACCCCGAGCAAGUGGUCCGUCCACGUCCUCGCCCCGCCGCUCGAGAGCUACGCCAAGGGUAGGGUCGCGCUGCUCGGUGACGCGGCACACGCGAUGCUGCCCCACUGGGGCGCCGGGGCGGGACAGGGCCUCGAGGAUGCGUACCUGCUCGUGCGCCUUCUCAGUGACCCUGAAACCGACGUGGAUAACGUUGAGGAGGUCCUCCAGGAAUACUCCCGCAUCAGACAGCCUCGCGCCCAGAUGGUGUGGGAGGGGAGCCGACGGUCUGGGCGGAUUUACGAUCUCAGCCAUCCCGACGGGAACACGUACGAUGACGUGCGGAACAACCUGAAGGACAUGUACGCCCCUGUGUGGUACCACAACAUGGACGAUGACGUAGACGAGGUUGUGAACGAGCUUAGGAAGAAAGGGGUCUUUAAAGCAAUGACUUCAUAA
Epithele typhae is the source of this 1173-nucleotide messenger RNA. Its product is annotated as FAD/NAD-P-binding domain-containing protein. Gene Ontology annotation, biological process: secondary metabolite biosynthetic process. Gene Ontology annotation, molecular function: FAD binding. The record is from RefSeq and is a predicted model, not a curated record. The coding region runs from base 1 to 1173 and encodes 390 amino acids. Lineage: Eukaryota; Fungi; Basidiomycota; Agaricomycetes; Polyporales; Epitheliaceae. The transcript is spliced from 10 exons.